This is a messenger RNA of Colletotrichum truncatum, 1359 nucleotides long. RefSeq names its product C6 finger domain-containing protein. Gene Ontology annotation, molecular function: zinc ion binding; DNA-binding transcription factor activity, RNA polymerase II-specific. The record is from RefSeq and is a predicted model, not a curated record. Gene Ontology annotation, biological process: regulation of DNA-templated transcription. Lineage: Eukaryota; Fungi; Ascomycota; Sordariomycetes; Glomerellales; Glomerellaceae.
AUGUCUCUUGGCCCAUUUGACCGCCGGACCAGAAGGUCUCGCUGCUUUGCGUGCGCCGCAAGUCACUCCAAGUGCUCCGGCGUGAGUCCUUGUACAAGAUGCCAGAAACGCGAAAUCGAAUGCCUCUUUUCAACGUCGCCUCCUGGAGCCAAGGGUGCAGUCAUCAAGCUGGAGAGAGGGAAGAUGCACACGCCCAAGGACUUUCGGCCUCCAGCAGCGACGCGUCCUCAAAAGCCCAUUCCUGAUGCCACAACCAGUUAUCUGUUCUACUUCGAUAUGUUCGUUCGAACAAAUAGUUUCACCGGACGAGAGCCAUCUUUCAUUUUUGACGUCCAACACUUAAUAAAGUCUUCUAAUGAUCUGGUCCCACACCCGAGUCGUUCGCUGUUCGAUGCCAUGCUCGCACUCGGAGCCAUGCAAGCCCAUUCCCUUGGCGCUAUGACACACCGCAACAACCUGGGCUUUGCCCUGCGGUCAUAUCAACAGUCUAUUCAUGAACUGCGUAAUGCAGUCUCAAACUUCUCUCCGACGCAGAGAGACUCCAUAGCCUGGUCUACUUUCUUUCUUGGCUUAUUCGAGCUGCUGCAAGACGCCUCGGGACAAAAAUGGCUUCAACACAUGGUCUUUGGCACAGCACAAGCCCUUGUUGCCAGCGGUCCUGCGGUGUGUGAGUCAGGCACGAUGAAAACGUUCUUCAUUCAGGCACGCACAUUCGAAGCCUGCAGAUCAAUCAUUUUCAAUCAGCCCAGCUUUCUGGCAAGUCCGGAAUGGAUCAGCCUAACAGACUACCUCUCGACCAAUUUGGAUGAAAUUCUCAAGUUGGUAGUACUAUGUUCUAGCUUGCGUGUUCGAACGGCCGAAUUUACAAGCAAGGCUUUUCCAGCUCAGGUUACGUCGGACGCAAACCUGAGCGAAGGCCUGGAGCUGGCAACCGAUGGUUUCGGCUUGCGAGAAGCACUUGAUUCUUGGAAGCUUACCACGUGGUUUCUUCCGGAAUCACCGGACGAGAUGUUGCUGUCAAGUACAUACUACUCAGCCACCAGCAUUUAUCUCUCAGGAAACUAUGACUAUGACUUGGCACAUUGGCAAGCAAUAGGCGUUGCAGUGCCAAUACUAAGUGCAAAGCAGAUUGAGGUGCAUUUUGAUGCCAUCGUCGUGACAGUCAAAGAGGCUUUGAAAGGAUCUCGUCUGUCGCCUUUGCUGUUCUUAUUUCCACUGAGAGUUGCGGGGUCACGGGCGAAGCAGUCUCAGCAGCGAGAGGCUGUCAUAGACUUGUUGCAAAUCAUCCGACGUAACUUUAUCGUGGCGGAUACGAUGCUGGAGGAGCUAAAAGAAUUGUGGACUCGGACUGUUGGCUAA